Ictidomys tridecemlineatus (thirteen-lined ground squirrel) is the source of this 6372-nucleotide messenger RNA. The record is from RefSeq and is a predicted model, not a curated record. NCBI's taxonomy places the organism in Eukaryota, Metazoa, Chordata, Mammalia, Rodentia, Sciuridae.
CACGUGGUCUGUCUUCAGCCCCGUCGCCGGCGGAGGCGGGCGCGGGCGCGUCCCUGUGGCCAGUCAUCCGGCGGAGUUGGUCGCACAAUUAUGAAAGACUCGACUUCUGCUGCUAGCGCUGGAGCUGAGUUAGUUCUGAGAAGGUUUCCCUGGGCUGUCCUUGUCCGGCGGCCUCUGCUGCCGCCUCCGGAGACGCUUCCCGAUAGAUGGCUACAGGCCGCGGAGGAGGAGGAGGUGGAGUUGCUGCCCUUCCGGAGUCUGCCCCGUGAGGAGAAUGUCCCAGAAAUCCUGGAUAGAAAGCACUUUGACCAAGAGGGAAUGUGUAUACAUUAUACCAAGUUCCAAGGAUCCUCACAGAUGCCUUCCAGGAUGUCAGAUUUGUCAGCAACUUGUCAGGUGUUUUUGUGGUCGCUUGGUCAAGCAACAUGCUUGUUUCACUGCAAGUCUUGCCAUGAAAUACUCAGAUGUGAAAUUGGGUGACCAUUUUAAUCAGGCAAUAGAAGAGUGGUCUGUGGAAAAGCAUACAGAACAGAGCCCAACAGAUGCUUAUGGAGUCAUCAAUUUUCAAGGGGGUUCUCAUUCCUACAGAGCUAAGUAUGUGAGGCUAUCAUAUGACACCAAACCUGAAAUCAUUCUGCAACUUCUGCUUAAAGAAUGGCAAAUGGAAUUACCCAAACUUGUUAUCUCUGUUCAUGGGGGCAUGCAGAAAUUUGAGCUACACCCACGAAUCAAGCAGUUGCUUGGAAAAGGUCUUAUUAAAGCUGCAGUUACAACUGGAGCCUGGAUUUUAACUGGAGGGGUAAACACAGGUGUGGCAAAACAUGUUGGUGAUGCCCUCAAAGAACAUGCUUCCAGAUCAUCUCGAAAGAUUUGCACUAUUGGAAUAGCUCCAUGGGGAGUGAUAGAAAACAGAAAUGAUCUUGUUGGGAGAGAUGUCAUUGCUCCUUAUCAAACCUUAUUGAACCCCCUGAGCAAAUUGAAUGUCCUGAAUAAUCUCCAUUCCCAUUUCAUAUUGGUGGAUGAUGGCACAGUUGGAAAGUAUGGCGCAGAAGUCAGACUAAGAAGAGAACUUGAAAAAACUAUUAAUCAGCAAAGAAUUCACGCUAGAAUUGGCCAAGGUGUUCCUGUAGUGGCUCUGAUAUUUGAGGGUGGGCCAAAUGUUAUACUUACAGUUCUAGAAUACCUUCAAGAAAGUCCCCCUGUUCCUGUGGUUGUAUGUGAAGGAACAGGCAGAGCUGCAGAUUUGCUAGCCUAUAUUCACAAACAAACAGAAGAAGGAGGAAGUCUUCCUGAUGGAGCAGAGGUUGAUAUCAUUUCAACCAUCAAGAAAACAUUUAACUUUGGCCAAAGUGAAGCAGUUCAUUUAUUUCAAACACUGAUGGAGUGCAUGAAGAAAAAAGAGCUUAUCACUGUGUUCCACAUUGGAUCAGAGGAACAUCAGGAUAUAGAUGUAGCAAUACUUACUGCACUACUAAAAGGUACUAAUGCAUCUGCAUUUGACCAGCUUAUCCUUACAUUGGCAUGGGAUAGAGUUGACAUUGCCAAAAAUCAUGUAUUUGUUUAUGGACAGCAGUGGCUGGUACCUUUGUUGGCCUUCUUGGGAAAUCUUCCUCCAGGAUAUAAGAUCACUCUAAUUGAUAUAGGACUUGUUAUUGAAUAUCUCAUGGGAGGAACCUACAGAUGCACCUAUACUCGGAAACGUUUUCGGUUAAUAUAUAAUAGUCUUGGUGGAAAUAGUCGGAGAUCUGGCCGAAAUACCUCCAGCAGUACUCCUCAAUUGAGAAAGAGUCACGAAUCUUUUGGCAAUAGAGCAGAUAAAAAGGAAAAAACGAGACAUAAUCAUUUCAUUAAAACAGCACAGCCCUAUAGACCAAAGAUUGAUACAGCUAUGGAAGAAGGAAAGAAAAAAAGAACCAAAGAUGAAAUUGUAGAUAUUGAUGAUCCAGAAACCAAGCGCUUUCCUUACCCGCUUAAUGAAUUGUUAAUUUGGGCUUGCCUUAUGAAGAGGCAGGUUAUGGCACGGUUUUUAUGGCAGCAUGGUGAAGAAUCAAUGGCUAAAGCAUUAGUUGCCUGUAAGAUCUAUCGUUCAAUGGCCUAUGAAGCAAAGCAGAGUGACCUGGUAGAUGAUACUUCAGAAGAACUGAAACAAUAUUCCAAUGAUUUUGGCCAACUGGCAGUUGAAUUACUAGAGCAAUCCUUCAGACAAGAUGAAACCAUGGCUAUGAAAUUACUCACUUAUGAACUGAAAAACUGGAGUAAUUCAACCUGCCUUAAAUUAGCAGUUUCUUCAAGACUUAGACCUUUUGUAGCUCACACCUGUACACAAAUGUUGUUAUCUGAUAUGUGGAUGGGAAGGCUGAACAUGAGAAAAAAUUCUUGGUACAAGGUGAUAUUAAGCAUUUUAGUUCCACCUGCCAUAUUAAUGCUAGAAUAUAAAACCAAGGCUGAAAUGUCCCAUAUUCCACAAUCUCAAGAUGCUCAUCAGAUGACAAUGGAAGAUAGUGAAAACAACUUUCAAAACAUAACAGAAGAGAUCCCUAUGGAAGUAUUUAAAGAAGUAAGAAUUUUGGACAGUAAUGAAGGAAAGAGUGAAAUGGAGAUGCAUAUAAAAUCAAAAAAGCUUCCAAUCACACGAAAAUUUUAUGCCUUUUAUCAUGCACCAAUUGUAAAGUUCUGGUUUAAUACGUUGGCAUACUUAGGAUUUCUGAUGCUUUAUACAUUUGUAGUUCUUGUACAAAUGGAACGGUUACCUUCAGUUCAAGAAUGGAUUGUUAUUGCUUAUAUUUUUACCUAUGCCAUUGAGAAAGUCCGUGAGAUCUUUAUGUCUGAAGCUGGGAAAAUAAGCCAGAAGAUUAAAGUGUGGUUUAGUGAUUAUUUCAAUAUCAGUGAUUCAAUUGCCAUAAUUUCUUUCUUCAUUGGAUUUGGACUAAGAUUUGGAGCCAAAUGGAACUUUGAGAAUGCAUAUGAUAAUCAUGUUUUUGUGGCUGGAAGAUUAAUAUACUGUCUUAAUAUAAUAUUUUGGUAUGUGCGUUUGCUAGAUUUUCUCGCUGUAAAUCAACAGGCAGGACCUUAUGUAAUGAUGAUUGGAAAAAUGGUAGCCAAUAUGUUCUACAUUGUAGUGAUUAUGGCUCUUGUAUUACUUAGUUUUGGUGUUCCUAGAAAGGCAAUACUUUAUCCUCAUGAAGCACCAUCUUGGACUCUUGCUAAAGAUAUAGUUUUUCAUCCAUACUGGAUGAUUUUUGGUGAAGUUUACGCAUAUGAAAUUGAUGUGUGUGCAAAUGAUUCCACUAUCACCGAAAUCUGUGGCCCUGGAACAUGGUUGACUCCAUUUCUUCAAGCAGUCUACCUCUUUGUACAGUAUAUCAUUAUGGUGAAUCUUCUUAUUGCAUUUUUCAACAAUGUGUAUUUACAAGUGAAGGCAAUUUCCAAUAUUGUAUGGAAGUAUCAGCGUUAUCAUUUUAUUAUGGCUUAUCAUGAGAAACCAGUUUUGCCUCCUCCACUUAUCAUUCUUAGUCAUGUAGUUUCUCUGUUUUGCUGUGUAUGUAAAAGAAGAAAGAAAGAUAAGACUUCUGAUGGACCAAAACUUUUCUUAACAGAGGAAGAUCAAAAGAAACUUCAUGACUUUGAAGAGCAGUGUGUUGAGAUGUAUUUUAAUGAAAAAGAUGACAAAUUCCAUUCUGGAAGUGAAGAGAGAAUCCGUGUCACUUUUGAAAGAGUGGAGCAGAUGUGCAUUCAGAUUAAAGAAGUUGGAGAUCGAGUCAACUACAUAAAACGAUCAUUACAGUCAUUAGAUUCUCAGAUUGGACAUUUGCAAGAUCUUUCAGCCCUGACAGUUGAUACAUUAAAAACACUCACUGCCCAGAAAGCUUCAGAAGCUAGCAAAGUUCACAACGAGAUCACACGAGAAUUGAGUAUAUCCAAACAUUUGGCUCAGAACCUUAUUGAUGAUGGUCCUGUAAGACCUUCUGUAUGGAAAAAGCACAGUGUUGUAAAUACACUUAGUUCCUCUCUUCCUCAAGGUGAUCUUGAAAGUAAUAAUCCUUUUCUUUGUAAUAUUUUCAUGAAAGAUGAAAAAGAUCCCCAAUGUAACAUGUUUGGUCAAGAUUUACCUGUAAUACCCCAGAGAAAAGAAUUCAAUUUUCCAGAGGCUGGUUCCUCUUGUGGUGCCUUAUUCCCAAGUGCUGUUUCUCCUCCAGAACUGCGACAGAGACGACAUGGGGUAGAAAUUUUAAAACUAUUUAAUAAAAGUCAAAAAUUAGGCAGUUCACCUAAUAGCACACCACGCCUGUCAUCCCCACCAACCAAAUUCUCUGUUAGUACACCGUCCCAGCCAAGUUGCAAAAGCCACUUGGAAACUGUAACCAAAGAUCAAGAAAGUAUUUGCUUUAAAGCUGCAGAAGGAGAUAGUAUAGAAUUUGGAGCAUUUGUAGGGCACAGAGAUAGCAUGGACUUACAGAGGUUUAAAGAAACAUCAAACAAAAUAAAAGAACUAUUAUCUGAACAGCAGAACGAUGUUGAAAACACGAUUUUGGAGUAUUCUGAGAUGCCUAAAUAUCAGGUAAUGUUUCAUUAUAAGGUCUCUCAAGACUGUGAUCCCUCUAGUAGUUCAGGCAGGUGCCACGGAGACAGCAGAAUGAUUGGGGUGGGCCCCCUGGUUACUCCUUCAGUCUUGUCAGCAAUGUGUGGUCUGAUUGUGCAGGUUUUUAUCUUUUCUAAAUUUCUUUCAGUAGAAAGCAGUGGUAGAAGACCAUCUACAGAAGAUACUCAGGAUGUAGAUUCCAAAGCAGCUUUACUACCGGAUUGGUUACAAGAUAGACCAUCAAACAGAGAAAUGCCAUCUGAGGAAGGAACAUUAAAUGGUCUUGCUUCUCCAUUUAAGCCUGUCAUGGAUACAAAUUAUUAUUAUUCAGCUGUGGAAAGAAAUAACUUGAUGAGAUUAUCCCAGAGCAUUCCAUUCACACCUGUGCCUCCAAGAGGUGAGCCUGUCACGGUGUACCGAUUGGAAGAGAGUUCACCCAACAUAUUAAAUAACAGCAUGUCUUCUUGGUCACAACUAGGCCUCUGUGCCAAAAUAGAGUUUUUAAGUAAAGAGGAGAUGGGAGGAGGUUUACGAAGAGCUGUUAAAGUUCAGUGUACCUGGUCAGAACAUGAUAUCCUCAAAUCAGGGCAUCUUUAUAUUAUUAAAUCUUUUCUUCCUGAGGUGGUUAACACAUGGUCAAGUAUUUAUAAAGAGGAUACAGUUCUGCAUCUCUGUCUCAGAGAAAUUCAACAACAGAGAGCAGCACAGAAACUCACAUUUGCCUUCAAUCAAAUGAAACCCAAAUCCAUACCAUAUUCUCCAAGGUUCCUUGAAGUUUUCCUGCUGUAUUGCCAUUCAGCAGGACAGUGGUUUGCUGUGGAAGAAUGUAUGACUGGAGAAUUUAGAAAAUACAACAAUAAUAAUGGCGAUGAGAUUAUUCCAACUAAUACAUUAGAAGAGAUCAUGCUAGCCUUUAGCCACUGGACUUAUGAAUAUACCAGAGGGGAAUUGCUGGUGCUUGAUUUACAAGGUGUGGGUGAAAAUUUGACUGACCCAUCUGUGAUAAAAGCAGAAGAAAAGAGAUCCUGUGAUAUGGUUUUUGGCCCAGCGAAUCUAGGAGAAGAUGCAAUUAAAAACUUUAGAGCAAAACAUCACUGUAAUUCUUGCUGUAGAAAACUUAAACUUCCAGGUAAAAAAAUUUCUUAAUAUAGUACAUAAAUUGUUAGCCAAGGUAGUUAUUACUACAAUAGUAAUAACCAAUAGUAAUAACUGCUUGGCUAAGGUUAGGUAGCCAACUAAUUUGGCCAAGGUAAGGCUAAGGCUAGAGGUACAAAUAUUUGAUUUAAUGGUCUCUAAUUUUGUCAACCUCAACAGCAACCCAAUCCAGUUCCUUUCUUUUGUAGAUAGUAUAAUUAGUUGAGAUUACUUAUGAUUACACCCAUUGGUUAAUAACACAAUCAAAACUGAGCUAUAAUUGCAUAUCUCUCUACUAUUCUUGGUAUAGUACAGCUACAUAUUAGUUUGUAUUCCCUAAGGCCAUACUGCAUAGUCUUGAAGUAAAAUUUAAUUAAAAAAAAAAAAUGCAUGUAGUUGUAAACGUGUAUUUGGGUCAUUUAAUGUAGACUAUUUUUCAGAUUAAAAUGACAGUUCAUAUUUUGAGUAUCAGUUCUUUUUUAUAUUCAUGUAAAGGUACAAGAGUGUAAGCAUGACUAUGCUUGAUUUAAAUUUAUAAAUUUGAUAUUACUGCAUAAAGGUUUCUAAUUCUAUUCUCAUCUGUCAUAACUCCUUAACCUGUUUUGUCCCAUUAUCCCAAAUGUGGAACACUUAUAAAAACAUGGAUAUAGUAUAUAUAA